Messenger RNA from Entrophospora candida, 1185 nucleotides. Lineage: Eukaryota; Fungi; Glomeromycota; Glomeromycetes; Entrophosporales; Entrophosporaceae. The record is from the annotation of a GenBank genome assembly.
AUGCAGUGUCAUAGUGACGACGAUGAUAAAGGUAAUGACAAUUCAAAAGGAAAUGGUGUCAUUGUUGAUGAUGAUGGAUACUUGCCUUUACCUCAAGGAAAUAGCCAAACUAGUAUCGAUAAUACCAACAUUAACUCUAAUGCCAAUGAUAUUAUUGUUGAAGAUAUUAAUGUUCCUACUAAAGAAUUGAAAGAUGCCAUUCAAGAAGAACACUUGACUUUAACUGAAGAAGAUUUUAAAGCAGCAGCCAUAGAAGAGAAAAAACGUCGUCAUGAUGUUAUGGCACAUGUUCAUACAUUUGGUUUAGUUGCACCAAAAGCAGCUGGAGUGAUUCAUUUGGGAGCAACAAGUUGCUAUGUAACAGAUAAUGGAGAUUUGAUUAUUUUACGUAAUGGGUUAGAAUUGUUGAUAAAUAAGUUAGUUGUGGUGAUUGAUCGUUUGAGUAGAUUUGCUGAUACCUAUAAAGGUUUACCAACUUUGGGUUUUACUCAUUUUCAACCAGCUCAAUUAACCACUGUUGGUAAAAGAACUACACUUUGGCUUCAGGAAUUACUUUGGGAUUUAAGGAAUUUUGAACGUGCGAAAAAUGAUAUUGCAUUUCGUGGUGUUAAAGGUACUACAGGAACACAAGCAUCAUUUUUAGCAUUAUGUGAAGGUAGUUCUGCUAUGGCAUAUAAAAGAAAUCCUAUGCGAUGUGAAAGGGUUUGUAGUCUGGCUAGACAUCUGAUGACACUUAAUAACAAUGCCUUGAUGACCAAUAGUGUACAAUGGUUAGAAAGAACUUUAGAUGAUAGUGCCAAUCGACGAAUUUCGCUUCCUGAGGCAUUUAUUACAACAGACAUAAUCCUAACAUUAUUGCAGAAUAUAUCGGAAGGACUUGUAGUCUAUCCUAAAGUUAUAGAACAGGAUCGUCAGACAUGUCACGAAGAGAUUAGAGUCUUAAGUCAUCAAGCUGCAAAAAAAGUCAAGGACGAUGGUGAAGAAAAUGAUUUAAUUGAGAGAAUUAAAAAGACUGAAUAUUUUAAACCAAUUUGGGAUGAGCUUGAAUCAUUGCUGGAUUCAAAAACAUUUAUUGGGCGUGCACCACAACAAGUUGAUAAAAUUUUAAAAGAAUAUGUACAGCCAUCUCUUAAACCUUAUUUGGAAAUUUUAACUAAUGCCAAACAAGCAAUUUUAAAUGUUUAA